AUGUCUGAUCCUGACUCCAAAAGUGAGACAGUGUUGGCACUGCCUUCAAACAUGACGCCAUCUCCAGUCACAUCCAAGGGGCAUCCCUGUUCUUCCUUAAGUGUAACAUAUGUCAGCAGACGUAAACUUGUCGAAGUCGUCGAUGGACUGCUCGGGGUGAUGACGCUGUCGUCAACCUGUAAAAAACCAUGUGUACAUUCCGGAUCUGACGAAAUUGCCGCUGACAAUGCUUGGCUGGCAAAGUGCCCUUCUGCUUUAUCUUCCUUCGACCAAAUCAUAGCUAGCAUGGAGGGCAAGAAGAUCGCGUUGUUUCUGGAUUAUGAUGGCACACUUUCGCCAAUCGUCAAUGAUCCCGAGAAAGCGUUUAUGUCCCCAGAGAUGCGCUCUGCUGUGAAGAAUGUAGCAAAGUUCUGCCCAACGGCAAUUGUCAGUGGGAGGUCCCGUGACAAGGUGUUUGAGUUUGUAAAGCUGAAGGAGCUCUACUAUGCUGGAAGUCAUGGGAUGGAUAUACUGGUACCUUAUUCAGGUUCUCAAAGUAUAACAAACGAUGACAAAGAAGCCAAACUGUUCCAACCAGCUAGAGAGUUUUUACCCAUGAUCAGUGAGGUCAACAAUUCCCUAGUGGAGGCCACUCGAUCAAUCAAGGGUGCAAAUGUUGAGAACAACAAGUUUUGUGUAUCUGUACAUUACCGCAACGUUGACAAGAAGGACUGGAAAUUGGUCGCGGAUAUUGUCGACAAUGUCCUGAAUGCUUUUCCUCGUCUCAAACUAACAACCGGACGAAAGGUUUUAGAAGUUCGUCCAGUGAUUGACUGGGACAAGGGAAAGGCUGUAGAGUUUCUGCUUCGGUCGCUCCGGUUAGAUGACCCUGAAAUCGUUCUUCCGAUCUACAUUGGAGACGAUCGAACCGAUGAAGACGCGUUCAAGGUGCUCCGCCAGCGGAACUGUGGAUAUGGGAUUCUGGUUUCACAAGUGCCCAAGGAGACUGAGGCCAUCUACUCACUGCGAACCCCAUCUGAAGUGAUGGAAUUCCUCAAUUCUUUGGUGAGAUGGAAGGAACAAUCACCAUGA
Molecule: messenger RNA, 1071 nt
Organism: Lolium rigidum
Lineage: Eukaryota; Viridiplantae; Streptophyta; Magnoliopsida; Poales; Poaceae
Product: probable trehalose-phosphate phosphatase 1
Exons: 10
Coding region: 1-1071 (356 amino acids)
Biological process (GO): trehalose biosynthetic process
Molecular function (GO): trehalose-phosphatase activity
Source: RefSeq, a predicted model, not a curated record